GCCUGCCUGCAAUAGAAGUGACCAGUUUCGUUUCAUCCAAAUGGGUGCCUCAGAUGGCGGAUCACAAAGAAGUAAUGAGGGGCAUUGAGCGGCAUCCUGGAGUCCAGUAUCCUGUUCUCACGCCUAAUCUUCAAGGUUUUCAUUCUGCUAUUGCAGCAGGGGCUACAGAAGUCUCAGUAUUUGGUGCAGCAUCUGAAUCUUUUAGCAAAAUGAAUAUUAAUUGUUCAAUUGAAGAAAGCAUAGAAAAAUUUGAAGAAGUUGCUAAAUCUGCAAGGAAUAUGAGUAUUCCAGUGCGUGGGUAUGUGUCAUGUGCAUUGGGAUGCCCGUAUGAAGGAAACAUCAUACCAGCUAAAGUGGCAGAAGUAUCUAAACGGCUGUACAGUAUGGGCUGUUAUGAAAUCUCUCUGGGGGACACAAUUGGUGUGGGGACUCCUGGAAGUAUGAAAAGAAUGUUGGAAGCUGUUAUGAAAGAAAUUCCUCUGAGUGCUCUUGCUGUUCACUGUCAUGACACGUAUGGCCAGGCGUUAGCCAAUAUCCUCACAGCCAUACAGAUGGGAGUUGCUGUAGUGGAUUCAUCGGUUGCAGGACUGGGUGGUUGUCCCUAUGCAAAAGGUUCUACUGGAAAUGUAGCCACAGAGGAUGUGAUAUACAUGCUUAAUGGUCUGGGGGUCAAUACAGGAGUAAAUCUUUAUACAGUGAUGGAAGCCGGAAACUUCAUCUGUACAGCUUUGAACAAGAAAACAAACUCAAAGGUUGCACAAGCUUCCUUCAAUACUGGAACUAUCAAUUAAAUGGAUUUUUUUUGCAGCUUAAUUACAUUUGUCAUCUACCUUGACCAAGGACAUUUAUAUCAAGAAAACAAAUAUAAGAAAACCAUUUCAGCAAAGAACCAAAAUAGAACCCGUAUAUAACUUAUUAUGGGAAGAGAUACUGUACUGUACUGUUUUGUCAAGAAUUGUCUGAUUUGUAAGUGAGAAAUAAAUGGCUGUAGUACA
Pygoscelis adeliae (Adelie penguin) is the source of this 995-nucleotide messenger RNA. It is a transcript of the gene HMGCLL1, whose product is annotated as 3-hydroxymethyl-3-methylglutaryl-CoA lyase-like 1. Gene Ontology annotation, cellular component: cytosol; endoplasmic reticulum. The transcript has 7 exons. The record is from RefSeq and is a predicted model, not a curated record. The coding region runs from base 54 to 791 and encodes 245 amino acids. NCBI's taxonomy places the organism in Eukaryota, Metazoa, Chordata, Aves, Sphenisciformes, Spheniscidae. Gene Ontology annotation, molecular function: hydroxymethylglutaryl-CoA lyase activity. Gene Ontology annotation, biological process: ketone body biosynthetic process; L-leucine catabolic process.